Drosophila serrata is the source of this 1224-nucleotide messenger RNA. RefSeq lists its product as uncharacterized. NCBI's taxonomy places the organism in Eukaryota, Metazoa, Arthropoda, Insecta, Diptera, Drosophilidae. The record is from RefSeq and is a predicted model, not a curated record. Gene Ontology annotation, cellular component: cytoplasm.
GCUUAGAGUUGGUAAACAUCGCCAAGUCUAGGAACAGCUGUUCGCACGAAAAGUUCUUAAAAUUAUUUUUGUUUUCGCUUGUUUUUCUCUUUUGGUUGCCUUUUAUUUACAUUAUUAUGCUUUUGUUGCCUAUUAUCGUCGUAUUUUGGCUGGGCGUUGCCGGCAGCAAUGCGAAGUCCAUCAAGAAAUCGCAUGUUAACCUGUUGGAGCCAAUUACUGGCCCAGACGACGCCUGGCAGGGCAAGUGGUUCCCCUAUGCUCCCGGCCAGCCCCACAUCCCGCAGAAUGCGCAACGUGUGCAGGCAACGGCAUCGACGCCAACUACUGAUAAUUGGACGGGCAAGUGGUUUCCCUAUGCGCCAGGAGAACCGCAUGUGGUGAAGGUGACGCCGCAGGAGAGGCAGGACGAGAUGGAGAAGAGUAGCACCACCCCGAAGGAUAGCUGGCAAGGAAAAUGGUUUCCCCAAAGUCCCAACGAACCACACAAAGUACAUAAAAAGCCCCUCAAUGAGGAGAACACUCGCCUUGGGGAAAUCGAUUGCGAUGACGGAAAGAGCAACCUUCGCUUGGAUUACGACCCGAAUGACAUCCGAGAUAGCUUGAAUUACCUGUGCAUCACUAGCAAUCGCAGUCUGUACCAGCCGGACUUGAACAGAGAAGCCCUACUCACAGAGCACUUUCUGCCAAUGGCCUAUGUGCCACCAGCAAAGUGCAUGAAUGAGUCCAUCGAGUACACACAUUUGCCAGUCACCAAUGGCGCGUAUCGUCCUUUACCCGCUGAAUAUGGCGUGUACUCCUAUCUGCCGCCUCAACGUUACCUGCGCAACCUGGCUGAGGGCGCAAUUGUGAUGCUCUAUCAUCCCUGCGCCUUUCCCGGGCAAGUGGAGCAGCUGCAGCACAUGGUAAGCGGCUGCCUGUAUCGUCAUUUGAUCUCGCCCUCGCAGGCUCUCACUGCCGAGCGUCCCUUGGCCCUGCUGGCCUGGAGCCACAGCCUGGAAAUGUCCGUGGUGGACCGGCGACUGGUGGCGGACUUUAUACAGAAGCAUGCCAAGCAGGGACCACUUGCGCUGGAGGAACUUUCGCGGGUGGUGGACAAGAGGGAGGCCUACAAAGAAGGACUGACAACGGAGGCACGCUUGGUUACCACAGCGGAUGAUUACGAGCUGUGCGGCUACAUGAAGGAGGGGAUGUAGCGGCAGUAUGUUAACUAUUUGUUUGCAACUA